GUGGUGAAUUACGCUCCCUUCACGCUGCUCCCCUCUGCAGUACCGUGUGCCCUGUUCGAACAAGCGUAUGCUGUUCAGCAAGACUUUAAUCUGCUGGUGGAUGCCAUUAGCCAGAACAAAGAAUUCCUGGAGCGUACUUUGGCCAGCACCAUCAAGGUAGAUGACUUCACAGCCCGACUCUUCAGAAUCCACAUGCAAGUUUUGGAGGAAGGCUUGGCUCAGUCUGUGUUUUUAGGCAUAAACCGCUCUGAUUACAUGUUUGACUGCGGGCUGGAUGGCACACCGGCUCUGAGACAGAUAGAAAUAAACACCAUUGCUGCCAGCUUUGGAGGCCUCACCUCCCGCACGGUGGCGGUCCACGGGCGGGUGUUGAAAGUGCUGGGAAAGGCUGAGGAAGCAUCGCGCCUGCUGCCCAACAACCCAGCCAAAGGGCUCGCCUUGGGUAUCGCGAAAGCCUGGGAGCUCUACGGCUCACAGAGUGCUGUGGUGAUGUUUCUGGUGGAGAAAGUCCAAAGGAACAUUUUUGAUCAGCGAUGCGUAGAAAAUGAGCUUUGGAACAGGAAUAUUCGGGUCAUCAGGAGGCGAUUCCGAGAUGUGUUUGAAAAGGGCUCUCUGGAUGAUGCCAAGAGGCUCUAUGUGGACGGCCAGGAGGUAGCAGUGGUGUACUACCGAGAGGGCUACGUGCCGAAGAACUACGACCAGGAGAACUGGGAGGCGCGGUUGUUGCUGGAGAGAUCAAGGGCGGUGAAGUGCCCUGACAUUGCUACCCAACUGGCUGGCACCAAGAAGGUCCAGCAGGAGCUGAGCCGGCCAGGGACGCUGGAGAGAUUGCUGCCUGGCCGCACCGAGGCUGUUGCUCGGAUAAGAGCAACGUUUGCUGGACUUUAUUCCCUGGACAUGGGUGAAGAGGGUGACAAGAUAGCUGCUACCGCUGUCGCUGACCCCGACCGGUUUGUGCUGAAGCCACAACGAGAAGGUGGAGGGAACAACCUGUAUGGUGAAGAGCUCAGGCAGGUUCUGGAGAAGAUCAGAGACAGCCCUGAGAGAACCUCCUACAUCUUGAUGGACAAGAUCAAACCACAGCCAGCAAGGAAUUACUUGCUGAGGGCUCACAGUCCCCUACAAGUGUCCGAGUGCAUCUCCGAGCUUGGUAUUUUUGGUGUCUACGUCAGGUGAGAACCAUGCUGGGCAUUGCAGGGUGGUUACCUGCUCCAGCCCUGAGCACAGCAGUGGGGCAGUGGCGGAGUGGCGGCUGGGGUGGCAGUGCUGGACACUCCGUACUUGGUGUGA
Messenger RNA from Tauraco erythrolophus (red-crested turaco), 1290 nucleotides. The record is from RefSeq and is a predicted model, not a curated record. NCBI's taxonomy places the organism in Eukaryota, Metazoa, Chordata, Aves, Musophagiformes, Musophagidae.